AUGGAGACUACCGUGUCUCCGUUGGACAGGUCCCCUCUCCCGUUUCUGCAUUUGAUGCAGCAGCUCAAGCAUCUGCCCCGAACUGGGUGGCUGAGAACGGUCGAGAAUCCAGAGAGCGUCGCUUCCCACAGCUUUCGGCUCGCCCUGAUGGGUUUGUUCGCGCCAGAGCUAGAUAGGUCGAAGUGUAUGUUUCUAGGGCUAUACCACGAUCUAGCGGAAUCGGUUGUUGGAGACAUCCCAACAUAUGCGGGUGUUCUAAAAGAACAAAAGCACAAGCUCGAGCGCUCUGGUUUCGAGUACAUCGACAGCUUAGUGAAGCCCUACGAUCCCAAACUCGCCAAAGAGAUUAUGGAGGCCUGGCUCGACUACGAAGAGGGAAGGACACCAGAGGGCCGCUGGAUGAAGGAGAUGGACAAAUUUGAGUGUUUGGUACAAGCAUACGAAUACGAGCAGCAAACCUACGGAGAGAAGGAUCUGGACGAGUUCCAGGGUCUGGCGUCCAAGAUCCAUUCUCCGGAAGGAAGGGAAUGGUUGAAGUUAUUGCAGACCGAGAGGGAGGCCCACUUCCGGAAGCGGGACAGGCGUCUUCCCGUCGUCUUUGCUCCGGGCUUACCUUCCGUUCCAGAUGCCCGUGUCCAGCAGGCUUUCGCUGCCGAUAAAGCUUGGCUUCAGUGUCUUUUCUUGGAGAGUGCUGUUCGGGAACGGUCCAAGGACCCCACGUUCCUCCACGCUGAGUAUCUCAAGAGUUGCUUAGAGGAAGGGUUGCCUGUCCCGACAGAUAUGGCCAAAGGCCAGAUUUGGUCCGCAAGAAUUCUGGUGGUGUCUAGCCCGUUGACAUCAACGAUAGAGACUCGGGUCAUCCGCUGA
Chaetomium fimeti is the source of this 867-nucleotide messenger RNA. RefSeq lists its product as uncharacterized. Lineage: Eukaryota; Fungi; Ascomycota; Sordariomycetes; Sordariales; Chaetomiaceae. The transcript is spliced from 3 exons. Gene Ontology annotation, molecular function: 5'-deoxynucleotidase activity. The coding region runs from base 1 to 867 and encodes 288 amino acids. Gene Ontology annotation, cellular component: cytoplasm. The record is from RefSeq and is a predicted model, not a curated record.